Molecule: messenger RNA, 685 nt
Organism: Aureobasidium pullulans EXF-150
Lineage: Eukaryota; Fungi; Ascomycota; Dothideomycetes; Dothideales; Saccotheciaceae
Exons: 2
Coding region: 155-550 (131 amino acids)
Molecular function (GO): protein binding
Source: RefSeq, a predicted model, not a curated record
CGGGGUCGUCCAAUGUGUUCUGAUGUGGACUCUCGGCGACGACACCAUCGCGACUGCGCAGCGUAACUCACGUUUAUCAGCCGUGACCAUGAACUCCAUCCGGUAACGCGCAAGAACCUGUCAACACGCGAGCCACCUUUCUUCAUGCUCAAUCAUGCCUCGCACCAGGGAUCUGGGCGACAAUUCUCUCACCAAAGCACAAAUCAAAUACGUCAAAGCCAAGCUGAGAAACAUCAUGCGUCAAAAAGCAGCCCUGGACCUGGAAAACACCAACUGGUUCACCACAGAAACUGCACGCUUAGCCCCUGAACAGUACAUCAAUGUGGAGAUGAUCAAAGCGAAGAUCAUGAACAACGAAUACCGCACACUCAAUGACAUUAGAGAUGACUUUGAGCUUUUGGUGGGAAAUGUCGUUUGGGGUUUUGGUAGUUUGUGUAUGGAGGCUAUCAAUGCUCGUGCUGUGCGUGAUGAGUUUUACAAGCAGAUGCUGGGUUGUCCUGCGGCUCCUGGCGGUGGUGCUGACGAAGACGAGGACGAUGAUGAGGAGUAGAACGGUGAGCAGUGGAUUGAGUCUUGAUCACGCACGCUGACAAGUAUCCUCCAGCAAGAGAAGAAACAACACCAAAUCACUCGUUGUAUGCAGCUUCACUCUAUCUCGCGUCCUCGUCACUUCCAUAGGCUUCGG